UCAACUUUCUCGACUACAAAAAAUUCAAAACUACUCUCCUUUCUGGGCCGAUACGUAUGUCUGUACUCGUAAGAUCUUAUGUAACGGGACAUGUGUCCUUGUCCUGAAGCGAGUAACGACUUUAAAUCAAACUCUCGAGCGUGAGGUAGCGAAUUUCGACUAAAAGCAACCACCAAAACCAUUUUCGGUUUUUGCUAUAUAUGGAGGUGGGAGCUCCAUGUUUUGUGAAAAGAGAGGUGUUUUUGCUUUAGCCCUUGUUGAUAGUCGUCUACUUUCCAUAUAGAGCUAGCUAGCUGCAGGAGGGAUUUGGAGAAACCCUAGAACUUUGUUGGAGGGUGGAGAUCUAAUAGAAUGGGGAGGGGGAAGAUUGUGAUCCGUAGGAUCGACAAUUCGACGAGCAGGCAAGUGACUUUCUCAAAGAGGAGGAAUGGACUGUUGAAGAAGGCUAAGGAAUUGUCAAUCCUCUGUGAUGCUGAAGUGGGAUUGAUCAUCUUCUCCAGCACUGGGAAGCUCUAUGAUUUUGCUAGCACCAGCAUGAAAUCUGUGAUUGAUCGAUACAACAAACUGAAAGAGGAGCAUUACCAUCUGCUGCACCCUACUUCAGAGAUCAAGUUUUGGCAAAGGGAAGCAGCAAGCUUGAGGCAACAGCUUCAGUACUUGCAAGAAAGCCACAGGCAGCUUUUGGGAGAAGAACUUUCUGGAUUGAGCAUCAAAGACCUCCAAAAUCUGGAAAAUCAGCUGGAAAUGAGUCUGAAAGGCGUGCGUAUGAAAAAGGAACAAGCUCUGACUGAAGAAAUCAAAGAAUUAAACCUCAAGGGAAGCCUCAUUCAUCAAGAAAACAUAGAACUACACAAGAAGAUAAACCUUGUUCGUCAAGAGAAUGCAGAAUUGCAUAAAAAGGUUUAUGGCCCAGGGGGCAUAAGUGAAGAGAACAGGGUGGGUCACAUUACUCAUGGCAUCAACAAGGAAUAUGAUUUACAUGCACCUAUAAACCUUGAGCUCAGCCAGCCACAAAAUGAGAAAAGUGACACGCCAGAUCUGAUGAAGCUGGGGCUUCAACUGCAUUGAGAGCUGCUGGCAGCCAGAAAAUAUGUUCACCUGUUCUGCAUCAGCUGAGCCCAAAGCUCAAACCACCAGGUUUCAACUGACCAGAAAUGUUAUGGUAGAGUGACAGGAUGAAUGUGCAUACAGCAUCACCGCCAUCAGAUUUCUGUUCGAUGAAAUCAUAUGGAAAAGAUUGAGAAGUUUAUUUGAACAAAAAUCCAUGGGGAACUGUGUAAAGUUGUUAAUAAAUGCUGAAGGGAGAAACAGUGAAUGCACAAGGAUCAAUUUAGCUAGCUCUUCUGACAAUUUGUGAUUGUAAACUCGGUUAUCUGCAUAAACUUGGACGAUUGAAGUACUACUGACUGCUCAAAAGAAUGCUGAAAGUUGACGAGUCGUAUUAAACUGCACAAUCUCUCCCUAUUCAGUUAAUGAAAACAUAAAAAAUGGAAAACUGACAUCCUUGUGAAUAUGAACACCAAACCUGAAGUACUGAUUCUGCAGCAAAAUAGUUUAACUGCGCAAAUUUUUUUUAACAUAAUUGUCAACUUAAGAAUUAUUCACUAGUAACAAAAUCGUCCUAUAUCAUGAACUUAAUCGCAUGUCUGCUAAGAGACUAUGCAUAAUUGAAAUAAGCUAGUUAGCCAGCAGGAAAUACCUUGACUAUAAAAAAUUAUGUGGAAUCCGACCAGGUAAAGAGCCCCUCAGUGA
Molecule: messenger RNA, 1752 nt
Organism: Sesamum indicum (sesame)
Lineage: Eukaryota; Viridiplantae; Streptophyta; Magnoliopsida; Lamiales; Pedaliaceae
Product: MADS-box transcription factor 23
Biological process (GO): positive regulation of transcription by RNA polymerase II
Cellular component (GO): nucleus
Molecular function (GO): protein dimerization activity; RNA polymerase II transcription regulatory region sequence-specific DNA binding; DNA-binding transcription factor activity
Source: RefSeq, a predicted model, not a curated record